UUUUUUUUUUUUUUUUUUCCUCCUCCUCCAGUUCCUCACUUCUGCCUGAAAUGGCCAAGCAAGGCUCCCCGUCACUAGCUGAAGUUGUAAAGCGAGUUGCAGAGCAGCAGCAGUCGCAGGUGGCAGAUGUGGAAAAAAGCAAACUAGUUCUUUUCCAAUUGCAGGCAAAGUGUCAGGAACUAGAAAAAGAAAUGAAUUCUCUACUGUUAGAAACAAAGACAACAGAAAGGGAAAUACAUCUGCAAGAUGAUGCCAUAGAAGUGACAAAAUAUCAGUGUGAAAAUCUGGAGGCCCAAGUCAGAGCCCUCUAUUCUGAAAAUUUAAAAUUGAGGUGUGAUGUAGAAACAGUACAAGAGGAGUUUGAGAUGAUACUUGCAAGAAAUAAUGAAUAUCGGGAAAAAAUAAAGGUUCAUAAACAACUCUUUUGGGAGAUGGAAAAUAAAUUUCCAGUUAUGAUUGAACUUGCUAAAAAGAAAGCGUUUGUGGAAGAAUUAAAGGCAAAGAAAGAGGAUUUAAUAUGUGAUCUCCAGAAUCCAGAAGGAUCUGUUAUAAAACAAGUGCAGGAGGAAAUCACACUUUUAAAAAAUGAAAUCACAACAUUGACAGAUUUAAUCAAUAAAAAAAGAGAUCUGCUGGAAGAAGAGAAAAAAAAGCAUGCUAAGCUUAGGAAAGAAAUUGAGGUACAGAAUAAGAGAUAUGAUGCUAUUUUAAAACGUUUACAUUGCCAGCUGAACAAAGUCCAUUCCAAUAAAAGACAAUGGCACUGGAACAUUCAGCAGCUGGAGAAGAAGGCUGCAGAACUAAGAAAGUGUCUUGGAGUAGCAGAGUUACAAAACAUCAUGUAA
Cinclus cinclus is the source of this 845-nucleotide messenger RNA. It is a transcript of the gene CCDC122, whose product is annotated as coiled-coil domain containing 122. The transcript has 4 exons. NCBI's taxonomy places the organism in Eukaryota, Metazoa, Chordata, Aves, Passeriformes, Cinclidae. The record is from RefSeq and is a predicted model, not a curated record. The coding region runs from base 51 to 845 and encodes 264 amino acids.